UUCUGUCGAAGGAGACAGCCCAAGGGUGAGAUGGAAAGUGACAGAUGGAAAUCAGUGAUAGAUCGUCUCCCCGGAGCUGAUCUGCGGGAGACUGUCACAGGACAAGACCCUUGAUUUUACACAGAUUAAAGGGCAGCUGAGAUGCAUGUAAACUACACACUUCAAAGUGCACGCGCGGCAGCCCUGCCUGAGGGCACCUCAGACGAACCUAGCCUGUGUCAGCGGCCACCCCUCUGCUUCCUGGGUUUGAGUGUCCCGCUAAGGCUGAGUCUGUGGUGCCCUGUGGGGUGCCCUUGACCCCUUGACCACUGCCCCACCCGCACUUUUGUUGUGCCAGUGGGGACGGGGCAGUGGUCUCCAACAGUCUGGUCUGUGGCUUUGGAGGAGCCCUGUUGGCACUCCCUGGCCAGGCUGUGCAGAGGCCGGCAGGAACUCAGUCCCUCGGCAGGCACGGAACAGACGCCAGCCUGGGUGUGUGCUGGGCAAUUCCUUCAGGCCCUGCCUGUGCCCAAGGUCUUCAGUCCUGAGCAGUGCUUUCGUUGGGGGGGCUGCAGGUGCCCCUCCUCCUGGCAGCCUGAGGGGUGCGGGCUGAGCUCCUCCCAGAAUUUGGAGGUUGAGUUCAAGGAGGUUAAGAGUGGAAAGUUCCUCGACCAGCAAAACACCUGCAGGAGAGUGCCCCAGUGAGCCCUGGGCUGGAGGUGAUCAGACAAGGGGCUGCCCUGGGGCACGGCCUGUGCACUGCUUUCCAGAGGCUGCACGCCAGAAGGGGAGGGUCAGCAGCCUCCUGCCCCGCGGCUGGACAACCCGCUUGCUGCGAAUCUCGGCGAAUCCCAGCGCCUCAGCGGGGCCUGGAGCUUAGGGAGAAGCGGGCAUGGCCACCCUGGGUCUCAGGGGGGCGAGGGCGGGGGCUGCCCCGAGAGCGGCCCAACCCAGCCAGGGAGGGAGGCGCGCCCCCCUGCCCGCCCGAGCACCGGGGAGGGGGACAGAGGCGGGGGUGGGGACCAGGGCGGCGAGAGGGGCCCCGGGAGGUGGGCGGGCGCGCGGGCGGGGCGGGCAGCGGGCACCUCCUUCAGCACCGCGGACAGCGCCCGGCUCAGUGGCUCCCGGGCUCCCUGCUCCGCACGACGCGGCGGGACUUGGGAGCCCCGAGCCCUCCAGGGGACGCCGACCUAGGAGGAGCGCAGCUCGCGCCACUCGGCCUGGUGGCCGCGAUGCUGCUGGAAACGGGGCUCGAGCGCGACCGAGAGAGGCCUGGGGCCGCCGCCGUCUGCACCUUGGGCGGGACUCAGGAGAUUCCGCUAUGCGCCGGCUGUGACCAGCACAUCCUGGACCGAUUCAUCCUCAAGGCUCUGGACCGCCACUGGCACAGCAAGUGCCUCAAAUGCAGCGACUGCCACACGCCACUGGCCGAGCGCUGCUUCAGCCGAGGGGAGAGUGUCUACUGCAAGGAUGACUUUUUCAAGCGCUUCGGGACCAAGUGCGCCGCGUGCCAGCUGGGCAUCCCGCCCACGCAGGUGGUGCGCCGCGCCCAGGACUUCGUGUACCACCUGCACUGCUUUGCCUGCGUCGUGUGCAAGCGGCAGCUGGCCACGGGUGACGAGUUCUACCUCAUGGAGGACAGCCGGCUGGUGUGUAAGGCGGACUACGAAACUGCCAAGCAGCGAGAGGCCGAGGCCACGGCCAAGCGGCCGCGCACGACCAUCACCGCCAAGCAGCUGGAGACGCUGAAGAGCGCCUACAACACCUCGCCCAAGCCGGCGCGCCACGUGCGCGAGCAGCUCUCGUCCGAGACGGGCCUGGACAUGCGCGUGGUGCAGGUUUGGUUCCAGAACCGCCGGGCCAAGGAGAAGAGGCUGAAGAAGGACGCCGGCCGGCAGCGCUGGGGACAGUAUUUCCGCAACAUGAAGCGCUCUCGCGGCGGCUCCAAGUCGGAUAAGGACAGCGUUCAGGAGGGACAGGACAGCGACGCCGAGGUCUCCUUCCCCGAUGAGCCUUCUUUGGCGGAAAUGGGCCCAGCCAACGGCCUCUACGGGAGCUUGGGGGAACCCACACCCGCCUUGGGCCGGCCGUCGGGAGCCCUGGGCAACUUCGCACUGGAGCAUGGAGGCCUGGCAGGCCCAGAGCAGUACCGAGAACUGCAUCCGGGCAGCCCCUACGGUGUCCCCCCAUCCCCCGCCGCCCCGCAGAACCUCCCUGGCCCCCAGCCUCUCCUCUCCAGCCUGGUGUACCCAGACACCAGCUUGGGCCUUGUGCCCUCGGGAGCCCCCGGCGGGCCCCCACCCAUGAGGGUGCUGGCAGGGAACGGACCCAGUUCCGACCUAUCCACGGGGAGCAGCGGGGGUUACCCUGACUUCCCUGCCAGCCCCGCCUCCUGGCUGGACGAGGUGGACCACGCUCAGUUCUGACCCAGGCCCAGCUCCACCCAGCACCGGACAUGAGGGAGCUGCCCCUGGGUGGGUGGGGAUGCUGGGGGUUUCUGAGGAAGUGGGGCCAGGGCAUCAAGGGAGGGCUGGUGCCUUCCGAGCCUCCCACUGCUGACCACACAGCUCCCUCCCUGGGGGCUGAGGGACCCGCCUGGCCCCUCCUCUGACACAGGGGCUGGCCCGCCAGGUGGCCGCCCAGCAAGCCGGCCUUUUUUGUAAGCAAAUUUCUCCCCUUUAUUGAUAAUUAACCGAGCACUUGCUGCUGUUUCUAGACAUAAAAUGUCACCUUGCUGAGGCCCAGCCCAGCCCGGCAUAGCCCGAGGGCCGAAAAAACGCUUUCAUCUCUAAAACUGAGAAAUCAUCAUAAUCGUGCUUUCACUUCCCAGGCUCCGUAUGUCUCGGAGCCGUCACCCCGAGGCUCCCUCUUUAGGUCAGAGAUUGGCCUUGCCUGUCCAGGCAGGAGGCUGCGGGAUGGGGACACACCUGUCGUCCCUCCUCUCCCCAGACUGUGGGGGGCCUCCCUGCCUCCAGCCCCGCCUUCCCCGGGAGCAGCUUUCCCCAGUCCCCAGGUCUCUAGAUCUUUCUGUUCUUGAGUACCCUGUGGAGGAGGCAAAAAUGCCUGGGGUCCCUUCUCUCCAAGCUCAAUUCUCUAAGCCCCUCAGGGUCUCCUCCUCAGUCCACCCCAGGCCCUUGGUGUCCAGGCUGCACCCACAGAUGUCCGUUGCCAAACAGCCUGCCCUCCCUGCUGGAGCCGGCUCUGCCUGCCCCAGACUGGGAAGUCUCCCCACUGGAGAAGGGUGGGGCUCCUCUGAGCCUGUCCUGCCUCCUCCAUCAGAUCCUUUGGGAAGACACCUGCAGCUGUGUGUGCCCCAGACACAAAGGCUGGCCUGUGUGUAAGUCAAAGUCACUCCCACAAACCUGAAUCUCGAGCUACCUACUGGUUCUGUGAAUGUUCUGUGUCUUUUAUUUAUUCUCGGGUGAUCAGCUCUUUCCAAGACUUCAAUAAAUUUGUCAGUUACAGUCAA
Molecule: messenger RNA, 3448 nt
Organism: Chlorocebus sabaeus (green monkey)
Lineage: Eukaryota; Metazoa; Chordata; Mammalia; Primates; Cercopithecidae
Gene: LHX3
Product: LIM homeobox 3
Biological process (GO): regulation of transcription by RNA polymerase II; neuron differentiation
Cellular component (GO): nucleus
Molecular function (GO): zinc ion binding; DNA-binding transcription factor activity, RNA polymerase II-specific; RNA polymerase II transcription regulatory region sequence-specific DNA binding
Source: RefSeq, a predicted model, not a curated record